UUAAAUGCGAUAGAACAAAGUCAUUCGUCUUCUUAUUCUCGUCCUCGGUUACUUCCACCUACUCCCACGACAAUCUGUCUAAGCAACAGCGACAACGACGAACCAACGACAUGAACGAGGUGUGCGUGAAUCCCCCACCUUUUUCGCUACGGAUGACCUCCUCGUGGUCGCGUUCGAACAGCUUCGCAGGGAUAAAUGUACACUUGGCGUCGUCCACGAGGCUUUUAGCGUCGGCAGAACAAGACCGUCGCUCGUGUUAGUCGUGCUCGAUUGGUGGAACGGAAUUACGUACGACGACGAGGAGUUUUGUUACGUGUACCCUAUCGAUUAUUAGUAAAUGAUCAUUAUCAAGGAUUGAAAGGAUUUUCAACUUUCAUGAAGUUCGCCUUCAGUGGAACCAGCGGGAUGUUGGACCGCGUCAGCAGCAGCUUCGUAAGAUGGACAGUGCUUUUACUCUGUCUAUUAUCGGCAAUUUCCGGUCAAUUGGACCUACCGCCCUACAGAGACGAAGAUGCUGCCCAACAACUACCACCCAAUGAAAUAAAUUACCAGAACAUCCUAGCUAGAUUAGAUUUUCUAGGCGCAGAAAGAUGUAGCGCUAAUGUAAUAGCUCAAUGGGCAUACGAAACUAAUGUCAACGAAUACACGCAGCUACAAGCGCUGGAUGCCCAACGCUUAUACGCGGAUUUCCAAUACCAAGCAUGGCUUUUAAUCUCGAGAAUCGACAUAAAUUCUAUUCGGGACCCCAUCAUCAGGCGACGACUCCGUUAUUUGUCCGUGGUGGGUCCUUCGGCACUACCACCUGAUCAACUGGACAGGUAUAAUCGCUUAAUCAACGACAUGCUUGCGAUUUAUAACGCAGCGACCAUAUGCGCUUACAACGAUCCGUUCCGGUGUGGACUGCGUUUAUAUCCAGAUAUAUCGCAAAUCAUGGCGAAAAGUCGGGACUGGGACGAAUUGCAGUACGUCUGGACCGAAUGGAGAAGACGAAGUGGCAGACCGAUUAGGGAUCUAUAUCAUCAACUUAUUGCGCUGACCAAUGAUGCUGCAAGAAUGAAUAACUUUACUGAUGCCGCCGAAUAUUGGAUGUUCCCUUACGAAUCUCCUAAUUUCCAACAAGACAUUGAUGAAGCUUGGGAAACGAUACGUCCUCUUUAUGAAGAAUUACAUGCUUAUAUUCGCAGAAGGCUGAGAGAUCUCUACGGUCCUGAAAAAAUUGGCGCACACACGCCUCUUCCGUCUCACAUUCUCGGUAAAAAUAACGUCGACGUUACAAUUAAUUACUUACAUGGAAAGAACAAUUUUGAAGUAGAUCUGAAAAUUAAACUAGAGGGCUACACUCCUAUUGACAUGAUUCGAGUGGCCGAGGAAUUCUAUCUGUCCUUGAAUUUGAGCGCAAUGCCACCGGAAUUUUGGGCCGGAAGUGUAUUCGCCGAUCCUGGCGACCGUCCAUUAAUUUGUCAGGCGUCUGCAUGGGAUUUUUGUAAUCGGAUAGAUUACAGAAUCAAAAUGUGUACAAAAGUGACGAUGAAGGAUUUAAUAACUUUGCAUCACGAAAUGGCACACAUUCAGUAUUUUUUGAGAUACAGUGGUCUACCUCGAGAAUUUCGUGACGGCGCUAAUCCAGGAUUCCACGAGGCGGUCGGCGAAGCCGUCGCCUUGAGCGUCACGACGCCACAGCAUCUGCAAACUCUGGGCCUGGCGAACACGUUCAUCGAUGAACGCUCGGCAGACAUAAACUACCUCUUCGCCCUGGCGAUGGAUAAACUAGUGCUGCUACCCUUCAGCAUCGCGAUGGAUAGGUGGCGAUGGGACGUCUUCCGCGGCUACGUCAAUAAAGAGGAGUACAAUUGUCAUUGGCACAGAUUGAAGGAGCAAUACACGGGCACGAAACCACCAGUUCUGCGAUCCGAGGACGAUUUCGAUCCAGGAGCGAAGUAUCACAUCCCGGCCAAUAUUCCCUACAUACGGAAUUUUGUGGCUGGGGUCCUGCAAUUCCAAUUGUAUCGAGCAUUAUGCCAGGCUGCGGGUCAAAGAUCCGAAAUCGACAAUCCGAGGAGGCCGCUGCACAGAUGUGACUUUUAUAGAAAGCCCGAGGCCGGCAGGAUCUUGGGGAGAUUGAUGGAGAGGGGCUCAUCCAUCCCGUGGCGGGAUACGUUGGGAGAAGCUAUCGGCGAGUCCAGAUUAGACGGAUCCGCUCUUAGGGAGUACUUCCGGCCAUUAGAGGACUGGUUGAGGACCGAAAAUUUGAGGACGGGCGAAGUAGUCGGCUGGUCAUACGACGGAGACUUUUGCAAGAGGAGCAUAGAGACUGCGGGCUUGCAGGUUUACGGUAGUGGCUUCUACAACAGCGGCACAUCCAUCUCCGUGUCUUGGAUCGUUACGGGAAUCAUGAUGGUUCUUUGGAUUGUAUCAACACUUUAUUGAACACAACGACUCAACGAGUAGUUGAUUCAUCAUCGAGCACUGAUGAUAAUAAAUUAAAGGAAGCACCGUUAAUUUGCCAAAAUAUAUCAAAUCAUAUUCCUGUAAGAUCACUGGAUAAAUCUGAAUGAAUAAUAAUAGUUAAAUUACUAAUUCGAAUGUACCAUCCAGGUUGAUUGACGGUAAAAUAACGAUCGUUACUGCCAAAUAAUACAAAUAUACUAAAGUACACUCUUGUCAAGCGUCAAGCUGCAUGCUUUACGCGAUGUAAAAAGAUCGCGCUGUCAAUUUAUAAACUUGUUAUUACAUAGAUCUGUAUAAUUGCAAUACUAUUAAUAUUAUAUGUUUACGCUAUAUAUUAUAUUAUACGAUAUGUCAUGCUAUAAUGUUAUAUACGUGGUAUUACGAUUAAGAAUAUAAAGCGUGCCUGAAAACGUCGUAUGUGUUGUGCGUGGGUGUAAAUGCAUAAAUCAUUUCAUAUACUUGAACGGCUCGUGAUUCACGUCCUGUAACUAUCAACUUCACUAUUGAUUGAUCAAAUAAAAAUUAUAUCUAUUGUUGUAAAAAAAAAACUCCAGAAUUUUCUGCACCGAGGUGCUUGUUAUGUCAUUCUUACAAACAGUUUUAUUUUCUAGACAUCUGGCUCUGUACGCUCCAAUUUUUUUAACAGGAUUGCAAAAUCGAGGCAUAGCACUGUCUAGUAUUUUACGAAGUAACUUUUUAAUGUUACUUUUUAAUCGUUCAAGUGAAUCAAAUUAUUCUUUUCGAUUCGCAACUAUCACACAAAAAGAGUUCGUUAAACAACACUUUACUUUUACGUUGAUGUAUAUGGAAGAGAAGAAGUAUAAAUUUUAUGUUUAAGAAAGAAAGAGGAUUUCCUUCGAUUGGAAUAUGCAUAAAAACUGUUCGACGACAAAAGCCACAUCAAACUGCUCCCUUAUCUUGCGUAAUCGAAAGCCGGCGAAAUCGUACCAGGUGAAAUCGUACUUUUGUUGUCAAAUUACGGUAAACUCAAUCAGACUACCUCUUAUCCCUCGCCACGUUAUUGCACCUUUAAUCGCCGCCAUUAGAUCGGAUAUUCAUCUUAACUACCAUUUCUCGCAUAUCAUGCGCAUUUCUUUUGCUUCGGUAUUAACUUGAAUGCGAAUAAUAAUUUCCGAAACAAUUUUUGAUAUAAAUGGCGUACGUAGAUUUAAUUACACGUCAAUUCGCUUUUAAUUGCAUUCUUUUAAAUUCAGUGAUUAACAACUCACGAUAUGCCUGGAAACUAAAAA
Messenger RNA from Acromyrmex echinatior (Panamanian leafcutter ant), 3698 nucleotides. RefSeq names its product angiotensin-converting enzyme Ance-3 (gene Ance-3). Gene Ontology annotation, cellular component: plasma membrane. Gene Ontology annotation, biological process: proteolysis. Lineage: Eukaryota; Metazoa; Arthropoda; Insecta; Hymenoptera; Formicidae. Gene Ontology annotation, molecular function: peptidyl-dipeptidase activity; metallopeptidase activity. The record is from RefSeq and is a predicted model, not a curated record.